Molecule: messenger RNA, 1879 nt
Organism: Cylicocyclus nassatus
Lineage: Eukaryota; Metazoa; Nematoda; Chromadorea; Rhabditida; Strongylidae
Source: the annotation of a GenBank genome assembly
CUCUUCAUUUCUAUUAUUGUCAAUGUCGAGUGCGAGCAGGUCCCUUACAGCGAACAAUCCAGUAUGUGAAAAUUUUGAUGUAGAUCUCAUGCGACAACCUUAUUACCACGGCUUAUUGUUACGAGAUGAUGUUCCGUACUUAUUGCAUCACCAUGGCGAAUUUCUCGUUAGAGUUGCACAGGCGGAUAAAAAUGUGACGAAGCUAGAAUUAGUUUUAUCCGUAUUUCACGACCCGGAGCAUCGUUAUGAUCGCGUUAAAGUUCAAAGUUACAAGGACAGCUCUGUCAUCCAUCUGGUAAUACAGAGCACAUCGAAGAAGAAGUAUUACAUAGAUCAAGGAAAAGUCUUUAACACUGUUCAUAAUCUAAUACAGUACUUUUUAGAAAAUACUGUGGUUGUUAGAGGGAAGAAAGUGCAACUGAAAAAAGGUAUUACUCUGGCUCGGUGGGAAUUCGGAUCAAAAAGUGUGAAGAUCGGGGAACGAAUAGGCGGCACGGGUUAUGAAAAAGUAUGCAAGUGUAAUAUAAAAGUUAAGGAGAACGAAAUAGAGGCCGUAGCAAUUACAAUAGCCGGGUUAUCACCAAAUUCCCUGGAAAUCUUGAAACGUAGAGCAAGGCAAUGUCGUUUACUUCGAGACCUACGACAUCCUUGCAUUGUGCAGUAUUACGGUAUGAGUAUGAUGGCGCCACCAUGUCGAUUUCUGUGUGAAUAUGUACAAGGAGAAAAGUUGAACUUAUACCUGACUAAGCAGCGCGGGAAGUUGAAAAGAGAUGAGAUGUUACGAAUGACGAUCAGCGCUGCAUGGGGAUUGGACUAUCUUCAUUCAAAAGGCAUACUGCAUUUGGAUGUCGCUGCUAAAAAUUGUUUUUAUAACCAAAGAGUGGUAAAGAUUUACGGUUUUGAUCUUGCGCAAAAGGCACUCGUUUACACAAUAAAGUCACUGAAAAAAUUGCCAGUUCGAUGGAUGGCACCUGAAUCGGUGGAGAUGUUCCGAUUUUCGCAAAAAUCUGAUAUCUACUCUUACGGGGUACUUGUGUACGAAAUUUUUGCACAAAGAGAACCUUACGAGGGAAAAGUAAAGCAAGAGGCAGAAGCUGAAAUUCGAAAAGGAAAUUUGAACAUCUUCCCCAACCAAACGCCGAAAAAACUCGCAAUAUAUGUGAAAGACAAAAUUUGGAACUUAAAUCCAAGCCAUCGACCCACUAUGCAGGCAGUUGUAAAGUUCCUGUCGGAGUAUACUGGAAUGGAACUUGAGAUAAAAGAAUCGGGAGAGAGUAAGAUCCACCAAAGCGCCACUGCAGCAUACGUUACUGACGUGGACUAUAUUGUAUCAAAGUCUGAACAUGAAGGUGAUGUGUUCGAGGCGGUCAUGAUAGGGGGAGGAAAACGUAAAGCGGAAGCAGAAAAACCGAAAAAAGCUCCCAAAUCUCCCAAAGAACCUGCCAAACCAAAGGAGUUGCCCAAGCCUAUAGAAGAGCCCCUUCCCGCUUCUGCUGAGAAAGUGGUUCCCCCUUCUGCUGAGAAAAUGGAGGAGACUGAGAAAGUACGAGGGAUUCCAACUCCCGAGGAGGUUUUUGCGGGAAAGCUGGAUAAUACUCAACCCGAAGAAGAAGAAGCACAAGGAGCUUUUGCUUUUUUGUGCAAUCGUACUGGUGACUUGUUGUACGAUAUUGGUGCCGCACUUGUUCGAGCUAUAAAAGAAGAAGCCAUUGGCUUGCCUUCUGAUGAGAAGUCUAAAGCGGCAGGUGAAGCCUCGAGUAGCGGCGUUUCUUCACAUCAGAAGCCGGGUGUACUACAAAAAGCAGAGAGAAUUCGACAAACAACUCCCAGCAUGGCGGGAAGUAUAAAGUCGAAGCAAAAAAAGCCUGACGGUGUAUGA